AUGACGCCCGCCAACCCCAAACAGUCGAGCCUCAAAAGCCUUCCUACAGAGCUACUGGAGCAAAUCUUCCUCCAAUCCCUCAACGUUAACCUUCCAUUAGCAUCCUCGCACCUCGGCACGGCCUUGUCCUCGACCCGUACCAAGAUGGUAGUGGUUUGGAAGGUCUUCCCGAAUCACAGCGGUGCGUUCGAUGCAGAGGAUUAUGCAGAAUUGUCGGAAAUCCUUCAGGCCGGAGAUGCGGGCGAUACUUGUAUGGAAACAGAGAUUGAGAUUGGGAAGCUACAGUCCAGGAUCUUAGCAUGCCGGUGGAUGACGUGGGACUUCUUAAAGUUGUGCAUGGAAACGUUUGUUGUUAGGACCCUACUACGGGAGUUUCGAGUCCAGAAUCUCCCUUGGCAGGAGGAGUUGCCCGUGAAGGAGCAACCGUACAAUGCGGUCAAGGUGCCAUGGCAUGGCGGAGCGCCAGUCAAGGAUUCGGUGGUCAGGGACUUCGUACACGAGGUGUUCGCCCUCAAAGUCCAUCUCGGAAUCCGGUGUGAGGAGAAUUUGGAUGUUUGCGAGUACACUGAAGACGAGUUGAAAAUUAAGAGAGAGAAUUUCCGAAAAGGGAGGGAGGAAGGAGCCAAUAUCGAGGCCAACGGGGAAGAAAAAGAAGUACCGGAAGAACUGGAGUCAGGUGAUACGGACAGUGAUGAGAAUUUUGAUCGCGGAUACCAACGUCUAGGUGUCGACACCAGGGGAUGGAUACCAAAUGAAGACCAUACAGGAUAUGGUAUCAAGGAUGUAAGCAUUACGCCAUCGCUCGGGACUUGUAGCUGGGGCCCCCGUGAUGGUACACCCCGGGUCAGCGUUGGCAUAGAUCCCCGAAAUGGAGUGGUCUUCCUCCGGACCUGGCUGAAAUGCGAGAACGACUCCAGAAUGAUACAAACGACUCGUCGCAAGUGGAGAUGCCUAUGGUGUGACUUUCACCCUAACAUACCCGUCAAGCUGCUCCACGGGCCGUGGACCGAAAAUCAGCUGUCCUUCCUCCAGGUAUUGAUUGAGGGUGGCGCCAAACUUAGUCCGGAUAAGAAGGCGUACAGGAAGAUAGCAAAGAAUGGAUUGAUGGAAGCGAUCAGAGAAGACAAUUGUCGAGCUGUCGACUUGUUGGUAAUUGGAGACAUGGAAGGCCACGAGGAUGAUUACUUCCAGCCAGGUCUCAGCGAGUUAGAAUUCGCUGUGAACCUUGAGGAUGAUUUCUCAGAUUGGAUAAGAUAUUCAACGAAGCGCAGGACCGUGGGUAUCGAGCCGGAUACCGAACAUCUGAAACUCGCAGUCAUCGAACGUGGAUGUCGAAGGAACAUCGUCAGACGCCUCCUAUGGGCGAAACUCUCGGGCAUCGAUCGGGCUAAUCCCGCUGUGGUGGAUUGGGCAGGGAAGAAAAAGGAGCAAGGUGACAGCGUAGGGCAAUGGCUCUUGGACCAACUUACGCGGAGUGGGGGUAGAUAUGACGAGGUGAACGAUAUCGUCGAGCAACCUAAGGAACGAUAUCCUAGCUAUGACUCUAACAUUUCCGCACGCGGCAGCAAUGAUGGGACCCGAAGCCCAAUUGGCCAGGCUGAUGCUGCGUCAGGAUGA
This is a messenger RNA of Letharia columbiana, 1617 nucleotides long. RefSeq lists its product as uncharacterized. The transcript has a single exon. NCBI's taxonomy places the organism in Eukaryota, Fungi, Ascomycota, Lecanoromycetes, Lecanorales, Parmeliaceae. Bases 1 to 1617 code for a protein of 538 amino acids. The record is from RefSeq and is a predicted model, not a curated record.